GACUGCAAGACACAGAGAAGGGAAGACAUCGCCGGAGAGAGACUGGAGAAGGCAGGGGCGGAGAGAGAGGGUGAGGCCGGGGGCUGGCCAGGGGCGUCCAGGUGGGCCGCGGGGGCUGCCUGGCCCCCCUGCUCCCCCACCUCCCCAUCCCAGGGGCCCUCAAGCCCGGCCAGGAUGGCGGACUCCUGCCGGAACCUCACCUACGUGCGAGGCUCGGUGGGGCCGGCCACCAGCACGCUCAUGUUCGUGGCUGGCGUGAUAGGCAACGGGCUGGCACUGGGCAUCCUGGGCGCCCGGCGGCACUCCCGGCCCUCGGCUUUCGCCGUGCUGGUCACCGGGCUGGCCGUGACCGACCUGCUGGGCACCAGCUUCCUGAGCCCCGCCGUGUUCGUGGCCUACGCCCGCAACAGCUCGCUGCUGGGCCUGGCCCGGGGCAGCCCCGCGCUCUGCGACGCCUUCGCCUUCGCCAUGACCUUCUUCGGCCUGGCCUCCACGCUCAUCCUCUUCGCCAUGGCCGUGGAGCGCUGCCUGGCGCUCAGCCACCCCUACCUGUACGCGCAGCUGGACGGGCCGCGCUGUGCCCGCCUGGCGCUGCCCGCCAUCUACGCCUUCUGCACGCUCUUCUGUUCGCUGCCGCUGCUGGGCGCGGGCCAGCACCAGCAGUACUGCCCCGGCAGCUGGUGCUUCAUCCGCCUGCGCUCGGCCGAGCCCGGAGGCUGCGCCUUCUCCCUGGCCUACGCCAGCCUCAUGGCCCUGCUGGUGGCCGCCAUCGUCUUCUGCAACGGCUCCGUCACCCUCAGCCUCUGCCGCAUGUACCGCCAGCAGAGGCGCCACCAGGGCUCGCUGGUCCCCGGCCCCCGGGCGCGCGAGGACGAGGUGGACCACCUGAUCCUGCUGGCCACCAUGACGGGCACCAUGGCCGUGUGCUCCCUGCCGCUCACGAUCCGCGGCUUCACCCAGGCCAUGGCCCCCGACAGCAGCGAGAUGGGGGACCUGCUCGCCUUCCGCUUCAACGCCUUCAACCCCAUCCUGGACCCCUGGGUGUUCAUCCUGUUCCGCAAAGCCGUCUUCCAGCGCCUCAAAUUCUGGCUUUGCUGCCUGUGGCCGCGGUCCGUGCUCAGACACUCGCGAACACCGCUGCCCCGGCCCGCCUCCGGGAGCGGGGCCCCCGCUGCCCCCCAGGGCACGGAGGGGACCUGGGUGCCUCUGUCAGCCCCGGCCGAGGGGCGGGCGGCGGCCCCGGCGGGCGGCAGCACCGUGGGAACGCCGUCCAAAGCGGAGGCGGCCAUCGCCUGCUCCCUCUGCUGACAGCUCGGCUGGCCCCGGGGUCCCCUGCCCUCUGGACUUCCGGGGGCAGAACCCGGGGCCAGGGCUGAUGGCUGCAGAUGUCGGAGCCGCGGCCCCCGAGCUCUGGGGGGCGGCCAGCUGCUAUUUCUGCCCGUUGCGGGCGGGUGCUCGCUACGGGCUCUGGGAGGAGAUGGGGGCGUUUAUCCUGGCGCAGAAGGAAGGGUUCUCUCAAAAUAACCCGCGGCCGGCGGCCCGCUCCGGCCCUCCGGCCCCAUCCAUCUUGCUUGUCCAAAUAUUUAGAAGGGAGCAGAGUUCCCAGUGGCUUCUGUGCGCUCCGGGCUGCCGGGGUCAGAGUCCCAGCUCCCCUCCUCGUCCACGAAGGGGGCCCCACAGGGGUCGGCUCUGCCCUCCUCCAAGCCGCCAAGCAGCCCCGGCCGGCCCACCUGCGCCAGCAGAGCCUGGGGUUCUGGGGAGCACGCCUGCCUCCCCUCAAGGGGAGCUAGUGCAGGUGACAUCGCCCUGAGAGGUGAGCAGCGGGGGCGAGGGCGUGCGGACCCCACAUGGGCCACCCAGAUCGCAGAUCCAAGUGCGGGGGCUGUCCCCACACGGGCCACCCAGAUCGCAGAUCCAAGUCCGGGGGUUGUCCCUGGGGGUCCUGACUGCACCUUGUGUCCCAGGAGACCUCCUGAUGCCAUGCACCCAUUCGCUGAACAGAAAGACCCAGCGGGAGCUGCCUCUGCCCCUCCCCCACUCCUGGAGAGGCCAGGGACCCAGGGUGCUUAGGAGGGCGCUGACCAGUGUGAAAGGAAGUGAGCUGGCAUUGGGUGGGGCAGGGGAGUGGGACGGGAGCCCCAGUUCCUGUUUCCCACUCACCGCUGGGGAAAGGGGUUCUGGGAGGCCGGGUUCAAGGUCAAGAGAGGGUGCUCACCUGCCCCAGGCCACACAGCCUGCGUGGUGCAGCUGGGUUUCUGCGCACCUGCAGGGCCUGGCACCCCCGUCCCCCGGUUUCCUUCGCAGCCUGGUCUCCUGCUUGGUUCACGGGCUUGCUCUGAGGGUGAAGCCAUUCCCUCUGGAAAGCCACCUACGACCCGGGGGCAGGAGGGGAGCCCGCACGGCAGGGUCACUGUCACUGGUACCGCGCCCUGUGGUUGUUCCCCCAUGGCUCUGCAGGCAGACCUUGCCCUGGGGCUCUCCCCUCCCCCCCAGUCACCACGCUCAGGUCCCAGGCCCAGGAGACCCGCGGACAGGUCACGGAAUGUCCUAGAACGAGACAGAGGCGAUGGCUGCGCAGCCGUGUAUGUAUCCUAAACGCCUCUGACUGUAGGUUUGAAGUGGUUAAAACGGUAACUUUUCUGUCACGGGAUCUUACCCCAAUAAAGAAAAAAAA
Molecule: messenger RNA, 2674 nt
Organism: Lepus europaeus (European hare)
Lineage: Eukaryota; Metazoa; Chordata; Mammalia; Lagomorpha; Leporidae
Gene: PTGIR
Product: prostaglandin I2 receptor
Exons: 2
Coding region: 175-1308 (377 amino acids)
Biological process (GO): negative regulation of smooth muscle cell proliferation; inflammatory response; positive regulation of cytosolic calcium ion concentration
Cellular component (GO): plasma membrane
Molecular function (GO): prostacyclin receptor activity
Source: RefSeq, a predicted model, not a curated record